GCGAGCUUCCCGGGACCAGCGGCUGCACCGAGAGAUCGAGGGAGGGAGGGAGGAAAUACAGUCCCUUCACCCCCCCCCUCCUCCCGACGUCCUUGUCUUCCAGCCUGGCCGGCGCGGGGUGAAAGCAAAAGGUUCUGAUGCCUCGAUAGAUGAACCAUGAUAAAAUAUGAUUGUUCUGAGACAUUACGCUCUUCAAUGGAUUGUAUGCAGAAAAACCUGUGAAUGAGAGGAGCUUAUCAGCAAAUGUUGGAACAAUGGGUGUGAAUUAGCCCCAGCCUUUAAAGACCUUACAAGGGGGUGGAAAAAGCAAAGUUAUUUUUUCUUUUCUUGGAUUACAAUGCAAGUGAUGAGUUGCCUGUCAUUUGUAAAUGACAAAGAGAAUGCAAGUUCUCCAUCUGUCUCUGAUUUAAUCCCUGAGGCACCGACACCAUCACCUUCACCUCCAGGGCCUCCACCUCCGCCUCCACCUCCACCUCCUCCUCCUCCUCCUCCUCCUGCACCACCAGGACUCCCUCCUCCACCAUCGGGUUCCCGAGCUGGUCAUCAAAAACGAAUUCGCAGUUUCUUCUGGAAAACCAUCCCUGAGGAACAUAUUCGUGGAAAAACAAAUAUUUGGACAAUUAGUGCAAAAGAACACUCUUACAGGAUUGAUACCAGGACUAUUGAGGAGCUGUUUGGUCAGCAAGAUGACGUUAAAAUUAAGUCUGGGACGGCAAAUUCAAGAUCCUCAUUUAAAAGCAGCAGCAAAGAGAUCAAUAUUUUGGAUUCAAAAAGAAGCAUGAACAUUGGAAUAUUUCUGAAACAAUUCAAAAGGUCGAAUCAGUGCAUCAUUGAAGAUAUUCGGACUGGAAAGAGUGAGGCUUAUGGAUCUGAAAAACUGCGCGAGCUUCUCAAAAUAUUACCAGAGGCAGAAGAGGUAAAGAAAUUACAAGCCUUCAAAGAUGAUGUGAACAAGCUGUCACUUGCAGAUUCAUUCAUGGUGCUGUUGAUACAGGUUCCAAGCUAUGCUCUUCGGAUGGAAGCCAUGAUUCUUAAAGAAGAGUUUACUCCUGCCUGCUUCGCAUUACACAAGGAAAUGAAAGCAAUGCAAACAGCUACAAAAGAACUGAUGACCUGUGAGGAACUUCAUGCAAUUUUACAUUUGGUUCUACAGGCAGGCAACAUCAUGAAUGCUGGAGGUUAUGCAGGAAAUGCUGUGGGUUUCAAAUUAUCUUCUUUGUUGAAACUAGCAGACACAAAGGCAAACAAGCCAGGAAUGAACUUGCUGCACUUUGUUGUUCUGGAAGCACAAAAAAAGGAUGCUGCUCUUUCAGCUUUUCCUGAAAAGCUAAAGCAUGUUCAGGAGGCAGCCAGAUUGUCAGUUGAUAGCAUUAAUGCUGACCUACAUUCACUUGUCAGUAGAACAAAAUGGAUGGAAGUACAUUUAAAGCAAGAUGUUGAACUACUUCAUCAAAUGGAGGAUUUCCUUCAGCAAGCUUUGAGAGAAGUGGACAGAUUAGAGGAAGAGCGGAUGGAAUUGCAGAGGGAAGCCAACACUCUCAUCGACUUCUUCUGUGAAGACAAAGAAACAAUGAAAUUAGAAGAAUGCUUCAAAAUUUUUCAAGACUUCUGUGAUAGAUUCAAAAAAGCUGUUAAGGAAAACAGAGACAGAGAAAUUAAAGAACUCCGUCAACAGCAGAGGCUAAAGGAAUUGGAAGAGAAACGGCAUUCAUGGGCUGCUGGUGAACGAAGUGUCUUUGGAAGGAGCAGUAGUGAAAAUGAUGUGAAACUGCUCAUCACGGAUGGACUACAUGACCUUAUAGCUUUCACUCAUCUAAGAUCUCAAAGCCCUGGGGGUUUAAAGAGAACUAGAAGCAGACGCACACGGUUAUCCGAAAGCACUGCUAUUGACAGCCAUCUAUUGUCAUUUUUACAGGCUGCUAGUACAGAUGAACAAGCUAAAUCAAAUAGUAUGCCUCGUUCUGUUGCACGUUGCUCUAGACAGAGAGCAGCUUGGCAAGAGGUGUCAGAAACUCGAGAUGGAAGCUUAGAUAGUACCUACUUUGACUCUGAUCAGGGCUCUGCUCAUGACACAGCUAUAAAAGAUGGCCGUCUCUGCAUGGCUUCGGCUGAGCCUUGUACUACUAGGAAUACAGAGACUGCUUCUACACAGAACUUCAGUAUCACAAAAACUGCAAGUGAAAUAGGACAGAAUGGACAAGAUGCCUACAAUAACAAUGAGAAUAUAGUAAAGGAUAGGGGUCACACAGAGUACAGAGACACCACAAACUUAAACCAGAUGAUUGCCUCUAAACAGCAACUUGAGCAUCUAGAAGGUUUACAGACUUUCAAUUACUCCAAUUUUAAAGUAGCUGACUGUAGCCAAAUGACGACUUCUGAUGAGGUUACACUAACAGACCUGGAGUACACCGAAGACUUGAGUUUGCAGACUCCUUCAACAGAUGUGGGUUUGCAGACGCCUAGUACUGAUGUGAGUGUACAGACGCCAAGUACAGAUGUGGGGGUGCAGACGCCAAGUACAGAUGUGGGUGUGCAGACUCCUAGUACAGAUGUGAGUGUGCAAACUCCUGGUACAGAUGUGAGUUUGCAGACUUCUGAUACAGACGUGAGCCCCCUGAUGUUUGGUACUAGUUUAGGCAUUCAGACUUCUACCGUCUCUGAUUCUAGUGUAUUUUCUUCGAGUCUAGUCUCAAAGAAACUUAGUUGUGAUGAUGGUGGAUUUUACUGCAUUACAGGUUCUCUGCAUUCACCACAGAAAGUAAAGAAUGAAAAAAGCACUGAAAUAUCCAUCCAGAGUUCAGAUGCAAUAACAACACCUGAUGAUUCUGUUUCAAAUAAGGAGAGCAGAACCGUGUUUUUUGUUUUGGGAUACACAAGUGAUGGAGGAGAUUGUUCUGAAGCCUCAGAGAAAUGUGAAGUAAAAGCUGACUGCCAGGAAAUCGAAGAAGAAUCACAAGAGAAAUUUGAAGGUCCUAGCAGAGAUCAGACAGAAGUUUCUAACAAUUUGGCAGUCGUGAAAAGGGACAUUGCCCCCAUUCCUAUCACAAAAAGUACAAACAUUAACAAUGAUACUGCUCUUGAGGCAGCCUCUGAGAAAAUAAACUUACCAAAGGAAGCAAAGCAGAUUUCCAGUUUAAAGCAGCCCAGUACAGUUAAAGGAAAAGCCUUGCCCACUCCAAAAACAACUUUGCAAUGUUUAAACAGUGCAGAUCCUCCUAAAUCUUCAAGGACAACAAACCGCCCUAAUAACGAGGAAAUAAAAAGGGUCUUGCCGAUAUCAAAGUCAAGCAGAAGAUCAAAUAGUGUCAAAAGACUAGAAGCAAAAGCAUUAAGCAGUGAUGAACCAAAACACUCUCAAAAGGCCUUAGGUUCAAAUUGGCGAGAUAACUGGUCAAAGACUUCUCGCAGGUCCAGCUAUCCAGUGACAGAACAAAAGCCAACAAAAGAGAUUGUUGCUUUGGGUAAUAGUAUCCCAAAGCGGAAAGACUCCUUCAGAAAACCUAGUGCUAUGCCAGUCCGAAAUAUCUCCAAGCCAAAGCCUGAUGAAAGCAGUAAGAUCUGUCGCUCAGUUACAAGAGGUCUCCCUAAGCCCAGCACAAACACAGGUGGAGCAACAGAAACCAUGGAGGGAAAUAGUUUAGCCAUGCCAACUUCUAUCCCCAGCUUUGCCAGAAAUACUGUGGCCUCUUCCUCUCGACGCCAGAGGACAGACUCCAGACCAAUUCCCAGCACACCUCAGCAGACUGCCAAGGCAACAAAUCUCACCAGAGCAGUUUCACAAAGACAAACUGUGGCCAAGUACACUGGAAUAAAUCAAACAAAGAGCAGUGAAAAUCCUAAUAUGAGAAGGGCAAGUACCCAAAAACUGGGGAGCAAGACUGAAGAGGAGGGUAAGGCACCAACAUACAAAUCACAGUCCACUUACACAGGCAACAACACUUUGCUAAAAUCAACCGAAAAGAAACAUCUUCCAACCACAGAUUCCAUUAGAAGCAAGAAAACUCCAGAAAGGGCAUUGAAGUGGAAGUGAAAUGCAUUUUUUGAUGUGUAGAUUAGGGCAGUAGCAAGUUAAAAGCUUUAUAGACCUUCCUGAAUGGAAGUUCUCCCCUUGUGUGCCUGCAGUUCAACCUUUCAUUGGUAUACAUUGCUGUUCUGCAUUGGGUCAAAACCUGAUAGGUCUUGCCUGUUGGAAUGUUAGACUCCUAGCCAGAGGGGCCAGAGUCUGAAUUCCAGCAUUGACUAAUGCUUGAGUUUCACUCGUGUGAACGAACUGUAAUCAGCCACCUUUUGUGAACCAUCCUUUGUGGCACCAGGAAGUGGAGCAGAAAACUGCCAGGACCAGCUCUGCCUUUUAGAAGUGUUCCUCCUGCCAUUCAGUCAUGAGUUAAUUGAUGUGCACAGAAAUCUGUUGGCCUUACCCUUUUUUGCAUGACACCAGGAGGCAGAGGUUGAAAAUCCAGUGGGGUAAUGAUAAACAAAAUUAAAAACGAUACUCACAUUCAGCAAGCAGCAUGUGGUUUGUGGCAACAUAAUUGCUAAUUCCUCAGGAAGAAGUACCGAUCCAUGGUAUUUUCAGGAUUGAGUUUGAGUGCUGCUUCUCUGUAAUGGAUUUUGAUCCAUUACGUAAAAAUGUCAAAAGCUAAGCUAGCUUUAUAUCUUGUUGCAGUUGGUGAAUGUAUCUUUUUAAAAUGUCAAUAUUAAAUCUUCAAAUUUUUAGAAGAUGGAUAUUUAUAGUUAUGGUGGGCUGCUACUUUCUUUUUAAGGGAAGAAAGUACUGGUGCUAAGGAAUAGAAAUGUAUAGAGAAACUAGUGAACGAAUGAGUGGGCUGAAGCUUCCACUUGAUUACAUAGUUGCAGCACAAUAAUUUAUUUUUUGUAUUGUGAAAUGAAUAAGGUGUAUAAUACAAAGUGCAUAGCAUAAUCUGUACAGUAUUGAUAUACAUUAGCUAAACUCCAUGGAUGGGGUUACCACUCCUAUGUUCAGUCACUUUCACCAAGGGCUCAUUACAGUUAUAGGGAUAGGAAGAGAUUGGAAUUUGAGAUUUGGAGGGACUACUGUUUGUGGCCCUGUUCUGUUUUCUUACAGCUAACGUGGCUAUAAAAUUCUUAAACUUCUUACAAUAGUUGAAAUGAGUUUCUAUGUUGCAGGAGUUCCCUGAGUGCAAAACACUGAACUUUGUAGAGUUCUUACUUUCAAACACAAUAAUAAUCCAUUCAAUGUCGAAUGUUGCUGGUGAAUUUUGAGCACAAACAGUGCCAUGAAACAACACCACACUUUGUACUUAAUGAUGUCCUUAUAUGUGCUAAUAUGUGUAUGGGGAUGUUGCACUGUUUCUUCGGCAGUUGUCUUUUUACUGAUCUAAUUAAAUAUGAAAGCUGCUCAUUUGUCUGCAACUGCUUUGUUAGGCCUGUGCCUGUCCUAGCAAUGGCGUAUAGGACGUUUCCUGUUCUCAUUCUGUAGUGUUUUUUAUGGGGCUAUAUUAUACCCUGAUUUCUCUUCAGGAGCUACUUUAACCUAAAUAUUUAUAUAUUUUUGUUAGAUCUGAGAUCAUUAUAUCUCUUAACAGACACACUUACUGCCUGUGAAAUGGACUAGACUGAAUGUGGGCAGGUUUCUGGUUUCUGAAGCUACCCCCAUUUGCUCGAGAUGAAUUUUUUUUUUAUUGGCAGAUUAAGGAAUUCCAGUCUACCUUUGUUUGUAUUUGAAUUAGCAUGGGAUGUUACUAUCCAUCCACAAUAGUGGUAGAGUUAGUCUAAUAUGACAAAACUGAUUUUCAUCCUGAAGAGCUCACACAGGUCAAUUUAACAGUGUCAUUUUUUUGUCUUCAUAACUGACGUGUUUUUGCCUCAUUUGGAUUAGAGGAUGUGAAAUUAGUUUCAUUGUACAAUCCGCCCCUUGCCUGUUGCGCCCUCAUAUUUGUGUAACAAAUCUAUGAAAGCUGCUUUCCUUUACCUUUCUAUUAGCAUCUGCCCUCAUCAUGUAUUAAAUUGUAAUGGCUCAAUAGCCAUUUCAAAUUUUAAGAUUACCUUAAAUUUGUAAACAAAAGUGAUGUAAUUCUGUAAAUUGAAAUGAAGUGUUGUAGUAUUUGC
Pristis pectinata (smalltooth sawfish) is the source of this 6090-nucleotide messenger RNA. It is a transcript of the gene fhdc1, whose product is annotated as FH2 domain containing 1. The transcript is spliced from 12 exons. The coding region runs from base 338 to 4030 and encodes 1230 amino acids. NCBI's taxonomy places the organism in Eukaryota, Metazoa, Chordata, Chondrichthyes, Rhinopristiformes, Pristidae. The record is from RefSeq and is a predicted model, not a curated record.